Molecule: messenger RNA, 3349 nt
Organism: Vombatus ursinus (common wombat)
Lineage: Eukaryota; Metazoa; Chordata; Mammalia; Diprotodontia; Vombatidae
Gene: SEMA6B
Product: semaphorin 6B
Exons: 18
Coding region: 244-3000 (918 amino acids)
Biological process (GO): negative regulation of axon extension involved in axon guidance; semaphorin-plexin signaling pathway; neural crest cell migration
Molecular function (GO): chemorepellent activity; semaphorin receptor binding
Source: RefSeq, a predicted model, not a curated record
GAAGGGGUCCAGUGCCUGUCGGGGCGGGACACACGACCCAGCGGUGCCCCGGUCCCAGUUCCUCGGAGCCCCCAGACCCGAGGUUCUUGGAAGCACUUCAUAACCAACUCCUGUAAAGCCUGUCUGACCCAUCGUUUGACAAAGGAGGAAAUGAAGCUGUCUGGAAGGCAAUUCAGGCCAUUGCCACAGACAGGAGAUGACCUCGAGUGAAGUCAGGAGACCUUUGUCAUUCCCUGUUCAUUGAUGUCCAGUUCUGGGAGCACCCUACCUGGCCACAGAACCAUGCCAGCACCCAGCCUGCCACCUUUCCUGGUGCUGAGGACCUGGACCCACAUCCUGCUCCAGAUCCUGACCUUGAUUCUGGGAGCUGUCCAGGGCCUCUUCCCCGAGGAGCCUCAACCCCUCACAGUGGCACCACGGGAUUACUUAAAGCAGUACCCAGUGUUCACAGGCAGUGGUCCAAGCCGCUUUCCUCCAGCCUCCAGCACCGAAGGGCUCAACAUUCAACGUAUGCUUCGGGUCAACAGGACCCUGUUCAUUGGAGACAGGGAUAACCUGUACCGAGUAGAGCUGGAACCACCCACGGCCAGUGAACUGCGCUACCAUCGGAAGCUGAGCUGGCAGUCAAAUCCAAAUGACAUCAGCAUCUGUCGGAUGAAGGGGAAGCAGGAGGGCGAGUGCCGUAACUUUGUGAAGGUGCUGUUGGUUCGAGAUGAUAACACCCUCUUUGUAUGUGGGUCCAACGCAUUCAACCCUAUCUGUGCCAACUAUAGCAUGGACACCCUAGAGCCUAUGGGAGACAACAUCAGUGGCAUGGCCCGCUGCCCCUAUGAUCCUAAGCACGCCAAUGUUGCCCUAUUCUCUGGUGGGAUGCUUUUCACAGCUACAGUCACUGACUUCCUGGCCAUUGAUGCCGUCAUCUACCGAAGUCUGGGUGACAGCCCCACACUCCGAACAGUCAAGCAUGAUUCCAAGUGGUUCAAAGAGCCUUAUUUUGUCCAUGCCGUGGAGUGGGGGAGUCACGUGUAUUUCUUUUUCCGAGAGAUUGCUAUGGAAUUCAACUACCUGGAGAAGGUUGUGGUGUCUCGUGUGGGCCGCGUGUGCAAGAAUGAUGUGGGUGGCUCCCCUCGAGUACUGGAGAAGCAAUGGACCUCCUUCCUCAAGGCCCGACUCAACUGCUCUGUGCCCGGAGACUCCCACUUCUAUUUCAACGUCCUCCAGGCCGCCACUGGCAUCCUCAAUUUGGGAGGCCGGCCUGUGAUCCUGGCCCUCUUUUCUACCCCCAGCAACAGUAUCCCUGGCUCGGCUGUCUGCGCCUUUGACAUGGGCCAGGUGGCAGCUGUCUUUGAGGGCCGCUUUCGGGAACAGAAGUCACCAGAGUCCAUCUGGACCCCAGUGCCUGAAGAGCUGGUACCUAAGCCUCGGCCUGGGCUCUGUGCAGCCCCUGGAAUGCCCUACAAUGCUUCCAGUGCCUUCCCCGAUGAGAUCCUCAACUUUGUCAAGACCCACCCCCUUAUGGAUGAGGCAGUCCCUUCCCUGGGCCACGCCCCCUGGAUUGUGCGCACCCUUGCCCGGCACCAGCUGACCCGAGUAGCUGUGGACACCAGUGCAGGGCCCUGGGGGAACCAGACCGUUGUGUUCCUGGGUUCUGACACGGGUACUGUGCUGAAGUUCCUAAUCCGACCCAGCAGCAGCUCCCGAGGUCCUACCGAGCAGAGCAUCUUUCUGGAGGAAUUUGAGACCUACCGGCCUGACAGGUGUGGACGUGGCCCUGAGGAGAGCCGGAGGCUUUUGAGUCUGGAGAUUGACCCCACAGCCGGUGCCCUGCUGGUGGCCUUCCCUCGGUGUGUGGUCCGUGUGCCCGUGGCCCGCUGUCAGCAGCACUCGGGCUGCAUGAAGAACUGCAUUGGCAGCCAGGACCCCUACUGUGGCUGGACACUGGAUGGCUCCUGCAUCUUCCUGGCCCCAGGCACCAGGGCUACCUUUGACCAGGAUAUCUCUGGAGCCAGCACAUCUGGCUUAGGGGACUGUACUGGGCUCCUUCGGGAAAGCUUCAUGGAGGAGCGGGCUGGCCUCGUGUCUGUGAACUUGUUGGUGACUUCCUCAGUGGCUGCCUUUGUCAUUGGGGCCGUGGUCUCAGGCUUCAGUGUCUGCUGGUUUGUGGGGCAUCGAGACCGACGGGAGUUGGCUCGCCGCAAGGACAAGGAGGCGAUCCUGGCACAUGGUGGGGAGGGCCAGGUGGUGAGCGUGAGCCGCCUGGGUGAGCGGCGUGGGGGAGCCGGGCCCCGGGCCGGGCCCCCUGAGACCCUGCUGGCCCCCCUCAUGCAGAAUGGCUGGCCCCAAGCAGCCUUGUUGCAGGCUGGCCAGCAUGAACUCGCCUCAGGCCUCCUGCCCACCCCUGAGCAGACACCGCUGCAACAGAAACGCUGCCCCGGCGCACUGCAGCGACGUGGCUGGGAGCAGAGUCAAGGAGUCCUGCACACUGUCCUCCGGGAGCCCUCUGGAAAUGCCCCGUCCCUUGGUGCUGCCUCCUCCUCUUCCUCUUCCAUCAUCCUGCUGCACCCUGGUGGUGGCGGGCAUGGGCCAGACCCAGAGGCAGUUGGCGAUGUGCGUUUCCUGCCCUCAGCGAUGGUGGGGGGCCGGGACCAGGUGGGUGGGGUGGCCCCCUCCCAAACCAGGCCAGGCCGGGCCUCUUACGUCGACUUCCCUAUCACACCCCAUGCCAGCCCUGAUCGGCGGCGGGUAGUUUCAGCACCUACGGGCCAUCUGGACCCAGCCACUGACAGCCUCUCCCGGCCCUGGAGCCCUCCCACAGGAAGCCUGACAAGGAGUGGCCCGGCUGCCCCGGCCCUGCGGCGUACACACACCUUCAACAGUGGCAGUGGCAGCAGUGAAAGUCGCCCAGGGGAGCCCCACCACACCCGGCGCCCCCGCCCGCUCACAGACUUUGCCCGCUUGCUCCCCUACGGGCCUGAGAGGACUGCACCCCCUGUGCAGUAAAGAGUCAGGGGACACAGCCCAUAGAUGCCCCUCAAUACCCUCCUGGCCUCCACUUCCCUGGCAAGGGGACCCAGGCACAGAGCCCGCCAGCCCGGGCACAGGAAGAAGCUGGCCAGGCAAAAGAUGGCUCCCAGGCCCUCAUUAAAGCAACAGCCAGCCCUGGUCCUCCUCAGAGCAGGGUGCUCAUGGGGAGUUGGGGUUCCUUCUCACAUCGGCCCUCCGCGUCACCCCCAGGGAGCUACACAAGAAGCACAAGAGCGUUGAUCCCUUCCCUUGGGGGUUGGAAGAAGCUGUGCUGGUCUGGGGUGGGAAGGAUUUGGAGUCGGAGGAUUUGGGUUCAAAUCCCAGC